AAGGGUUCCUCCUUUCACAGGAUUAUUUCAGGAUUCAUGUGCCAGGGUGGUGACUUCACACACCAUAAUGGCACUGGCGGCAGAUCCAUCUACGGAGAGAAAUUUGAGGAUGAGGACUUCGUCCUGAAGCAUACAGGUCCUGGCAUCUUGUCCAUGGCAAAUGCUGGACCAAACACAAAUGGUUCCCAGUGUUUCAUCUGCAGCGCCAAGACUGAGUGGCUGGAUGGCAAACACGUGGUCUUCGGGAAGGUGAAAGAAGGCAUGGACAUUGUGGAAGCCAUGGAGCGUUUUGGGUCCAGGAAUGGCAAGACUAGCAAGAAGAUCACCAUUUCCAACUGUGGACAACUCUCAUUCUUUCGACUUCUUACCCACGAGACCAUUCCUUCUGUAGCUCAGGAGAGCACCCCCACCCCAUCUGCUCACAGUACCCUGUAA
Molecule: messenger RNA, 435 nt
Organism: Peromyscus leucopus (white-footed mouse)
Lineage: Eukaryota; Metazoa; Chordata; Mammalia; Rodentia; Cricetidae
Product: peptidyl-prolyl cis-trans isomerase A-like
Exons: 1
Coding region: 37-435 (132 amino acids)
Biological process (GO): protein peptidyl-prolyl isomerization
Molecular function (GO): peptidyl-prolyl cis-trans isomerase activity
Source: RefSeq, a predicted model, not a curated record